GCUUGCGCCGCAAGUAGAUGCGAAUCUACGGCAAUCUCUACACAGUCUUAAGCAGUAUGGUCGCUUGUACAGUUUUCUAUGAGUGACAAGUAACGGUUUAUACAUAAAGAAAACGUCGAAUAAUGAUUUAUCAUAACUGAAGUGAACCAAAAUUGGUGUAAUGAUCAAAGAUAUGGCUGAUGAUGAGGCCAUACAGGCCACUAAUGACGAUGCAAGUGAGUGUAAAAGAUAUGCGGUUCAACUUGGUUACUGGUCCGAUCCAUUUAUUAACUUUUUCGUAAAACAACCUGGUCGGAAAGCUCCGGAAAUCAAUCGUGGUUAUUACGCAAGAGUAAAGGGGAUUGAAGUGUUCGUUGACAAAUUCCUUAAGCUAUCUGGUGAAAAGGGGCAAGUUAUAAACUUGGGUGCUGGAUUUGAUACUCUCUAUUGGAGACUUAAAGAAGCAGGAAAGUGUCCAGCAAAUUUUAUCGAACUUGAUUUUCCUAACAUUACUGCUCGAAAAUGUUAUCACAUCAAAAAACAUAAACAAUUAAUAGAUAUGUUAAAUACAGAAGAUGGAGAAAUUAGGUUUUCAACAACAGAUCUACAUGCUGCCAAUUAUCAUUUGGUGGGAAUAGAUCUACGACACAUAUCUGAACUUGUUAAUAAGUUAACACAAGCAGAAGUUAAUUUUAAUCUUCCAACCAUGUUCCUUGCAGAAUGUGUCUUAGUAUAUAUAGACACAAGUGCAGUUUCUGCAUUAUUAAAAUGGCUUGCUGGAAAAUUUCCAAAUAGUAUUUUUGUUAAUUACGAGCAAGUGAACAUGAAGGAUAAAUUUGGUCAAGUUAUGUUGUCCAAUCUACGUAGUCGUGGAUGUUUGUUGGCAGGUGUAGAAGAUUGUGAAUCUUUGGAAACUCAACAAAGACGCUUUACAAUAAACAGUUGGGAAGGCUCUAAUGCAUGGACAAUGGUAGAGGUCUAUGAUUCACUGCCUCUAGAUGACCGUAGUCGAAUCGAACAUAUAGAAAUGUUGGAUGAGCGAGAACUUUUAGUUCAGUUAUUGCAGCAUUAUUGUAUCUCAGUUGCUUGGAAUGGACAAAUGUUUAAAAACUUGUCUAUAGCACAGGGUUAGCUUUUCUAACUCUUCUAAGUUACUCCAGGUAGUGAUACUGUGUCAUUAAAGAUCUAUAAGCUUGUAAGUACAUAUGUGGUAACUAAUGAUUCAAAAUCAUUGAUUUUUAAGUUAAUAAGUUUUGAUCUUAAAUUUUUAAUGUAGAUUAAUACAAAGCUUGAUUUAUAAUAGUGUAUUUUUUUUAUUAUGUAUAGAUAUCUCUUUCAUAUAUAUUUGAAGUAUUAUAAAAAACAAUUUAUAUAAAGUUAUAUAAAACUGAUGAUUUAUCCAAAUAAUUAAUUUUAUCAUGUCAAAUUUAAAACAAAUAUAUUCUACUUCUAUUUCGAUUACAUUUGUGUGCUAUAAAUAUCGUGAAAAUAAUAUUAAAAUGGCAUUAAUGAAAGAUUAAAGCCCUUUCAUAUCUUUUUGAGCAGCUAAAUAUAAGAUAGCAUAAAAAAUAUAAAACUAGUUUUCAGUCAUGUGAUGUUUAUUUUAUUGCUAUGAAUUCCAUGUAUUUCCUGUAAAAUUAGUAUUUUAAUUAGAGUUAAUCUCAAUCAUUAACAAACUUUAUUUCCCUAUCAUUUACUACUUUGUACUUGGAAGUUCUUAUAAUUAUAUUUAUAAGUUUUAUAUUAAAAAGAAUCAUAAUUACAGAUAGUAUUUUAAAUUAUUAAUUAGUUCACUACAUAUGCAGUUUCUUAUGAAGGUAAUUUAUGUAGAGUAACAACAUGCAACGAAAGAAGGAUUUUACUUAAACAUAAAAUAAUAGAACAACACAUGUUCUGAAAAGUAAUUUUUGAGUAUAUUGUUUUACAAAUGCCCUAAUUUAAACGAUAAUUUACAUGUACAGAAAGAAUUAAUUAAAAUGCAAUUGCUAUUCACAUUUAUAAAACAUUAUCACUUAGGAUAUUAAGAUAUAACACAUUUCUGUGUAUUAAAAAAUAUAUACAGAAAAUUGUAUUUCCAUUGUUAUUAUUUUCGUAGGAACAUGAUAGAUAGAUGGAUCAUAAAAUCGUAAAAAAAUUUCUCAGGAAACAAAUUAUUAAUACAUUAAUUAGACAAUAUUUGAGUCAGUUUUAUUCCAAUGAAUUCAAGUUGACUCAUUACAUUGUCGACAACUUAAUAAAAUACAAUGUUAUUUUCUUAUAAAGGAACAUCAGGGUUGUGAUAUAAAAACUAAAAGUAAUGUGGAAGAAUGGAGAAUUUAUCAGAUGAUAAUGGUAUUAAAAAAUUAUUAUAUUGAUCAUAAAAUCGUUCUUCGUUUAUACAUUUUAAUAUAUUGAUUCUUAUUUGACUUUAUUAGUGCUUCUUUUUAUUUGUGAUAGUAUAUUUACUAAUAUUCUUAUAAAGGCUUAUUAGACCAUAAGGUAUAGUACAUAGAGGAAACACACAAAUACAUAUAUUAACAGAUUGUGAGUUUGUGUUAUAGAAUUCAUAUGUUUUUAAAGAUAAGAUUGCAUACCUGGAGUAACACAAACACUAAGAAAUAAUCUAAUAUUCUAUUUUUCUGAAAAGUUAUGGAUCACAGUUGUAUCUGUCAGUAAUGAUAAAUUCUUUCCAAUUUCAUGUUCUAAACAUUCAAUAAUAAAAUCACACCUCAUCAUAAUAGUUUCAUACCACUUUAUUUACGUUUGAAUGGUAUUUAUUAUACAUGUUAAAUAUUUUAAAUAGCUUAAAGUUUGAGACUCAAAUUGGUUUAUCACUAAUUAUCAUGAAUUGGAGAAAAACACUGCCAAUGUAUAGUUGAAAUGCAACAUAUUUAUUAUCAAGUUCUAAAAACUUGUAAACUUUUAGAUGCUGAAAGAACAAGUAUUAAAUAUUAUUUCAUUACUGAUUUUUAUACAAUCAAAAACGUUGAAUAUAUGUGUAAAUAAUGAUAGUUUCCGUUUUGCAAAUUCUAAAAAAAAAUUGAUAAUUUGAAUCUCAAACUUAAGUGUAAUACUUCUUAUAGUACGAAAUACACAAAUUUUGUUUUUGCAUGUACUUCACUUAACGAUUAAUGUUAUUAAUGUCUUAUAUGGAUGCUGUAAAAGUUAAAUCGUACAAUGGCUAUAUUCUCUAUGUGCUUCCAUAUUAUAGACAGAUAAAAAAAUGAUCAGAAAGUAUAUUCUUACCUUUGUGUAAUGUUGUGAUAUUGUUAAAUUAUGCAUUUAUAUUACGAUUAAAGGAAGAUAAUCAAGAGUUAAUAUUAAUUAUAAAUUAAAAUACUAUGGUACUUUUUUUCUUAUAUUUAAUAUCGCAUUUAAUGAAAACGUAAAUAGGAAGAAUGUUAUCAAACAUUUUUAAAUGUAUGAUACAGAAAAAUUCUACUUGCAUUUAAUUUAUUAUAAAAAAAACCUACACACACAAACUUAUUGUACAUUACUCUAUUUCUUAAGCAUUUAAUUCACUAUUUUGUGAGAUUUAAUGAAAAAUAAACAGCAUCUACUUUCAUGUGUA
Bombus pascuorum is the source of this 3529-nucleotide messenger RNA. Its product is annotated as leucine carboxyl methyltransferase 1. The transcript has 4 exons. Bases 161 to 1111 code for a protein of 316 amino acids. Gene Ontology annotation, cellular component: cytosol. Gene Ontology annotation, molecular function: protein C-terminal leucine carboxyl O-methyltransferase activity. The record is from RefSeq and is a predicted model, not a curated record. Gene Ontology annotation, biological process: C-terminal protein methylation. Lineage: Eukaryota; Metazoa; Arthropoda; Insecta; Hymenoptera; Apidae.